AUGGACUAUGAUAAACGUCUUGACUUACUACACGAGGCCGAAGAGGAGAUCUGGCUUGAAAAGGUCCUAAAGGCCCGCUCUGACGGAAGCUUUUGCGCCUGGGUUUCAAGUUUGCAUCCCCAGCGACUGGGGUGCCGCCUAGAGGGUUACUUUCUGAAUGGGUCUUACAACAUUGCUCAGAAAGUUGUGUUUGAAGAUAGCGCUGUAUGA
Messenger RNA from Penicillium vulpinum, 210 nucleotides. RefSeq lists its product as uncharacterized. Bases 1 to 210 code for a protein of 69 amino acids. NCBI's taxonomy places the organism in Eukaryota, Fungi, Ascomycota, Eurotiomycetes, Eurotiales, Aspergillaceae. The record is from RefSeq and is a predicted model, not a curated record. The transcript has a single exon.